Molecule: messenger RNA, 1206 nt
Organism: Beta vulgaris subsp. vulgaris (sugar beet)
Lineage: Eukaryota; Viridiplantae; Streptophyta; Magnoliopsida; Caryophyllales; Amaranthaceae
Exons: 5
Coding region: 1-1206 (401 amino acids)
Source: RefSeq, a predicted model, not a curated record
AUGUCAAAAAGAAGAAGUUCAAGGUUGGUCGAAAAGGUGGUUGAAGAAUCUCCUGAAAUUGAAACAAAGCAAGCAAAGGAAGUGGUUGAUCCGGUUGUAGAAGAAGAGAUUGAAGAAGAGGAAGAAGUACCUCUGAUACGGAGGUCUUCAAAGAAUCCAGCCACUGCAAAAUCCACCACUUCAAAAUCAACAACACCAAAAAUAACCACAAAAUCUACCACCACAAAAGCGGUUACUUCAAAAUCAACCCCCAAAAACACCAAAACCGCUACUCCCAAAAAGCCUGUCACACCAAAAUCAAAGGCUCCCUCUCCAAAACCGGUUGAGGAGUCUAAGCCAGAGGAGUCGCAGAAGAUAGAGGAGUCAGAAUCUGAAAAGGAGUCGGAGGCGGUGGGUAAGUCGGAACCGGAAAAUCAGGAGUUGGAGGAAGAAGAAGUUGAGAAGGAGGAUGUUGUAGUUGAAAAGGCAAAGAAGACUGCCGCCAAGAAACCGUCUUCAAAAGCGGUUAAGUCUGUUGAGAAAACGGUUACCAAACCUAUUCCCUCAAAACCGCCAGUCAAAACCACCAAGUCCAAAAUCUCUACCCCUACAAUCUCACCCAAACUAGUGGAGAAAUUAAAGAAGAAGGAAGAUGCUGAUGUUGAGGGGGGAGUUUCUAAGAAGGAGGGUGUUAAGGCUGUUGCCAGUAAGGGCCCUAGGAUAAAGACGGUUGCUAGGAAGAGUGCAGAAUCUUCCAAAGGCAUGGAGAUCUUGGAGCAGGAACCAGAAUCAGACCAGUUCCCUGCUGACAAAAAGAGGAAGUCUCAUGGAACAUAUUCCAGUCAAUCUCCCUGCUAUGAUCUUGGGUCACAUGAUCUGCUGUGUGGAAAAGGCCAAGCAUGCACUGCCCUAUGGAGGAUGGCUGACCUUAGUGUUCACUCAUUGGAAAAUUUGUAUGGUGGUGUUCUGAAAAUGAAAAGUGCAGCAAAGGGUGAUGCUAUUGGUGAAGGGACCAGAAUCUACAAGAGAGUUGAGGUUCGCCUUGACAACGCUGGUAUUCAGGGUAGAGAGGAUUCUGAGGAAAAGGAUGAGUCAUCUCAUGCUGCUGGUGAUGAAGAUGAUGAAGAAGAGGAGGCAGAAGUGGAGGAGGAAGAGCAAGAAGAAGAGGAGUGCCAAAGUACGAGCUCAAUGAAUAGAAAGAUGAAGCUAGUAAAGCCAAGUCAUUAA